Sycon ciliatum is the source of this 2074-nucleotide messenger RNA. RefSeq names its product beta-1,4-galactosyltransferase 2-like. Gene Ontology annotation, molecular function: galactosyltransferase activity. Gene Ontology annotation, biological process: carbohydrate metabolic process. The record is from RefSeq and is a predicted model, not a curated record. The transcript has a single exon. Gene Ontology annotation, cellular component: Golgi apparatus. The coding region runs from base 162 to 1427 and encodes 421 amino acids. Lineage: Eukaryota; Metazoa; Porifera; Calcarea; Leucosolenida; Sycettidae.
UUUGCUUUUUUGAAAUGAUCAGCGCUGAGUGUUUAUCUUUCCUGGCAUAGACUUGUCAGCCCGCAUAAGUCGACUGAAAAGAGCAAGGACAGGGCAAUGAACGGCGUUCUCGAUCUCAGGAAGAGCGAUAGCAGCAGGGACGACUAGUGAAAUCUCCGGGCAUGUCGCCGCUCCGCCGCUUCCUGUGGCUUCUAGCGGCACUUCUCGUUACGAUAACGGUCGCGACUUGGGUAGGAAUGGUGAAAUGGUGGACGGCGGUGGAAGAGAGGGGCAGCAAAGUCAAAAGCGAGGCGAGCCACUUGCCAGGUCGCGAGGAAUAUAGACAACUCCAGAAGCUGGUGCUGCAGAAAGAAUUCCUAGAACCCGCUGAGAGUGAUCGCACAGGCUCGAACACAUCACGUGUUGACGUGGACUUCAUCAAUGCUAGACUCGCUCCUGCAGGACACAGUCGAGCGGUACAGGGUAAUGGAGGUCGUAGCAUGGUGGGUGGUGGUCGGCCCGUCAGCUCACUGGAAUCGCUGCUCAGCGGCAGUGCCACAGAGCACUACACGCACAAUAGCCACUUUGCUACGUCCGGUGGCAAUAAAUCACGGGACGAUAAGAACCUGCCGACUUGCUCGCCUCCUGACGGCGGCGUCACUAGCAGAGAGGUUGACUUGGAAAAAGUGCCAUCGGAGAAAGAGCUGAUCGGUGCGUACAAGGAUGUGCGCGCCGGUGGUCGGUGGGCACCAUCGGAUUGCCGUACUGAUGAGCGCGUGGCUGUGAUUGUGCCGUUCAGAACUCGAGAACUGCACUUGCUGAUCUUUCUCAAGUACAUGCACCGGUUCCUGCAGCACCAGCGCCUGCACUAUGGCAUAUACAUUGUGGAUCAGAACCUGGGAAGUGCGUUCAACCGGGCUAUGCUGCUUAACAUUGGCUUUGUGGAGGCACUGCGUGACGACGGCUACACAUGUUUUGUGUUCCAUGACGUGGACCACAUACCAGUGGAUGAUCUGCUGCGGUAUCGGUGCGGCAAUGAGCCAGUGCACAUGGCCGCCAUGACCGACAAGUGGAACUGGGGCUUGCCGUACGCGCAGUUUGUCGGCGGCGUCACGAUGCAGAGCAGCGAGCACAUGCUGUUGAUGAACGGCUUCUCAAACAAUUACUGGGGCUGGGGCGGUGAAGACGACGAUAUGACACAACGAUGGAUUUACGCUGGCCUGCGUCAUCACCGACCAGCCGGCGGACAUGGUCGCUACGCAACUAUAAAGGUCAACCACACGCGCUCCAGCAAGCCUAAUCCGGCGCGCAUGCAGCUGCUGAAAAACAGCAAACAGCGUAUACCCUACGAUGGCUUGAACACGCUUCAUUACAAGCUAGUGGAGAAGAUACGCCAUCCGCUCUACACCCGCAUUCGGGUGCUCAUCAAACGCAUUGGGUUGCGGUAGCGCGUUAAUUUCGCAUGGACACGGCUAUGAGCGAUAGUUACUGUUACAUUGGUCCAUGGAGGGCCGCGAAGAGAGAAAGAGAGAGAGAGAGAGAGAGAGAGAGAGAAAGAGGGGGGGGGGGGGGCUCCUUAUCCCGUCAAAGACAAAUAAAUAAAUAUUCUACAUGAACUCAAUAGGUUUGUUGUCAUCUUCAUUUUAUGUUUUGUUUUAGAACACGGAGGCUCCACUGCAGACAAUUCUUAUUAUGAUCAGUCACCACCACUACACAAAGGUCGUUGACGCUGCAAAUUUUAUUCAACAGAAAUGAAAUCUCCAAAUUUACGCCCUUGUCAUCAGGUUUCAUUUUAUGACUUCCUCCAAUACAACAUAUUUCACUUUCAUUCAUGCUGCUUUUGCAGGGAUACCAAUUCAGUUACAAAGUAUUUAUGUACAAGUGAGAAAGACAUAUUGCCGUAUCUGCCCUUUCAAAAAUCACCUUUUCAGUUUUAUUAUAUUCCUCUCGAAGUAAUGGCUCCUCGUUGCCAAAACUGAUAAUCACAGGUCUAUUAUCUAGCGGUGCACACUAGUAGCCUAGUUCAUAUUUCUGUAUGAAUAACACACCCUAUUUAAAACAGAAUAAUAAGGCACUUUCUUGUGCAUCAAGUUGA